UCUGCGCAGUUUACGCAACGUUGAUAGCGGCAACACGCACCAAGUGACUUUCGGGCAGACAGAACUGCGCGGUAAAGAAGGUACACAAACAAAAAACAUGUGGCUGGGGCUAGGAAAACUGGAGAGGAGACAGCCGUACAUCUGAGUUGUGACUGGCAGAAGGCGUCAUGGGUUUGCACACGGCACAGAAGAAAUACUUCCCCUUGAGGGGGAUCGAUGGAGUGGUUCGGCUGUUCACCGCCGAGCUCCGCAAGUCUGAGCCUGACUUGGCUCUUCUCUCGCUGGUUUUGGGUUUUGUUGAGCAUUUUCUAGCUGUGAACAGAGUCAUUCCAAUAAACGUUCCGGGGGUCCGGUUUGAACCCCUGGAACCAGACUGUCCCAGCUCCUGCUUCCCCACAGUGGAGCUGGGCAUGAUAUCUGCACUGUAUGAGCGCUUCACGGCCCAGAUCCGUGGGGCAGUGGACCUGUCCCAGUACCGGAGGACAUCUGCGGGGUCCAGCAGAGAGCUGGUGAAGAAAGUGUCUGACGUCAUCUGGAACAGCCUCAGUCGUUCCUACUUUAAGGACCGGGCGCACAUCCAGUCCCUCUUCAGCCUCAUCACAGGGACCAAACUGGACAGCUCUGGAGUGGCUUUUGCUGUGGUGGCGGCCUGCCAGGUGUUGGGUCUGAAGGAUGUUCACCUGGCGCUGUCAGAGGACCACGCUUGGGUCAUCUUUGGCAAAAAUGGCGAGGAGACUGCAGAGGUGACCUGGCAUGGGAAGGGUAAUGAAGACCGGAGGGGACAAACCGUCUCUGUUGGAGUCAGCGAGAAGAGCUGGCUCUAUCUGAAGGGCUCAUACAUGAAGUGUGACAGAAACAUGGAGGUAGCCUUCAUGGUUUGUGCCAUCAACCCUUCACUGGACCUCCACACGGACAGCUCUGAGCUCCUGCAGCUGCAGCAGAAGCUGCUCUGGUUGCUGUACGAGCGAGGCGACCUGGACAGGUAUCCCAUGGCCAUGGGGACGCUGUCAGACCUGGAGGAUCAGGAUCCCAUCCCGGGGAAGGAGACCCCGCUGCAGAUCCACAUGAAGGCCGUGACCUCUGCUCAGAAGUACUACAACAACGAGCACAUCUAUCCCUACAUGUACCUGGCGGGGUUCCACUACAGGCACAGGAACGUGCAGGAGGCCCUGAAGGCCUGGGCCGACGCCGCUCAGGUCAUGCAGGAGUAUAACUACUUCCGUGAGGAUGAGGAGAUCUACAAGGAGUUUUUUGACGUUGCCAAUGACGUCAUCCCCACUCUGCUGAAGGAGACGGCUGCUGCCGACAGCCCUGGGGAGGAAGGAGAGGGCGGAGAGGGAGCCGACAUGGAGCCCACCAGGCAGGGAGCAGCUCUGUCAGCGCUGCACGACCCAGAAUGCUUUGCACACCUGCUACGGUUUUACGACGGCAUCUGUAAGUGGGAGGAGGGAAGUCCCACUCCAGUCCUUCAUGUGGGCUGGGCCACCUACCUGGUCCAGUCUCUCAGCCGCUUCGAUGCUCAGGUACGUCAGAAGGUGUCCAUCAUCACCAAAGAGCCCGAGUGCCAGGAUGAUGAUGACCAGUCCAGCGAGGACCCCCGGGAGGGCCGCAGACGUGGUCCGAGGAGAGAGUCCAGGCUGGAAGAUCAGAGCUCUUCUCCUGCUGCCCCCACCUCGCCGUCCACUCUGCCUCCUGCUGCAGCCCAGCCCAAGAAAGUGGGAGACGGAGUGGUCCGGCGCCGCUCUUCCCAGAACCUGAGGGCUCCAGAAACCGAAGGGCCAGCCAAGUCCCCUAGCCAAGACUCUGUCUCGUCCCCCUCGUCCCAGCAGCAAGCCUCGCCCUGUCCGGCCGGCCCUGUGGUCAUCUUUCAGAGCGAGAAGAUGAAAGGAAUGAAGGAGCUGCUGUGUGCAGCCAAGGUGAACUCCAGCGCUAUCAAGCUGCAGCUUACAGCACAGUCCCAGGUCCAGAUGAAGAGGCAGAAGAGCACACCAGCAGGGGACUACUCCAUGUCCUUCAUGAAGCGCCAGCGCAAGUCCCUGUAGACCUGCCGACUGUCCUAGAGGAGACUGGAGGACAUACUGUGAAAACCAGCAAGACUUGGUUCUGGUGUUCUGACCAUCUCAGCCCACAUCCUCGUGGUCCUGAGCAACAUGAUGGACAGACAACGGGAAGUAGAGCAUCACAUAUCGGAUCCGGCGUGGGCGUCUUUGUCUUUUAAUUUAAAAUGUUCCUAGAGAUUUCCUGUUUGGUAGAUUUGACGUUUGGUUGUUUAGUUUGACCUGAUGACCUGUUGCUCGCUGAUGUGACGUCUCAUUGACUCGUGUAGAAGCCAAAGUAUGGAAGAAGGUGGCGAUGACUGAAUCCUUGGACGUGAUUGAUUUAGGAUAGUUACUGUGUAACAUUGUCCACUCUGAUCUAUUGACAGCUUCUUUCUUGCUAGCUCUUUGUUGCCUUAUUUUGUUUGUGUUGUUUUCCAAGUAGGUGGCCUUUAGUUUUGAGAAUGCCCAGGUUAGGACUAGCUCUGAUCACUGGAGGAGACCGGGAAGACCAUGCACUGUUGAGACAGAGCAUGCUAGGUUGCUCGUCGUAUUUUUUUUUAAUCCGCAACAGGGAACUGAUAAAGAACUGAUAAAAGCCAA
Nothobranchius furzeri (turquoise killifish) is the source of this 2639-nucleotide messenger RNA. RefSeq names its product multiple endocrine neoplasia I (gene men1). Lineage: Eukaryota; Metazoa; Chordata; Actinopteri; Cyprinodontiformes; Nothobranchiidae. Gene Ontology annotation, biological process: negative regulation of cell population proliferation; regulation of transcription by RNA polymerase II; negative regulation of cell cycle. Gene Ontology annotation, molecular function: Y-form DNA binding; transcription cis-regulatory region binding; chromatin binding. Gene Ontology annotation, cellular component: histone methyltransferase complex; nucleus; chromatin. The record is from RefSeq and is a predicted model, not a curated record.